Molecule: messenger RNA, 723 nt
Organism: Lodderomyces elongisporus
Lineage: Eukaryota; Fungi; Ascomycota; Pichiomycetes; Serinales; Debaryomycetaceae
Gene: LEA1
Product: U2 snRNP complex subunit
Exons: 1
Coding region: 1-723 (240 amino acids)
Biological process (GO): mRNA splicing, via spliceosome
Cellular component (GO): U2 snRNP
Molecular function (GO): U2 snRNA binding
Source: RefSeq, a predicted model, not a curated record
AUGCUACUAACCACACAAAUCUUGAAUGAUGCCCCGGUAGUGCUUAACCCAGAACAGCGUGUAACCUUGGUCCUACGAGGGUUGCACUUGACAGAGAUUCCAAAUACUCUUGUGCCACAAGAUAAGUUUCAAGUGUUGGAUUUGAACAACAAUGAGCUAAUUGGACUAGAUAACAUUACAAUGGGCCAAACACAACUAGAAGUUGUUCUACUUGCAAACAACAAUAUUUCAUAUAUCGAUGAAGACGUCGCAGGACUCGGUAGCAUAAAGUCAUUGUCCUUGAUGAACAACAAUUUGUAUUGCUUUCAACCUUGCUUUUCCAAAGUGUUUAGCAAUAUAGUAAAUCUAGUGCUCACAGGGAACCCUAUAGUCCAGAUUCCAGAAUACAGGCUCUUUAUGAUAUGGCUAGUACCGAGCUUGAAGGUGUUGGAUUUCAAAAGAGUGAAAUCUAAAGAGAUACUUGAUGCAGAACAACGAUUCGGCGUGGAUAGACUGGUGUACAAUGAGCAUGCAACCGCCAUGUUUGAAGCUAAACCACCUAGCUUUAACCUGCGACUGAAUAAUCACCAGCAGCCGGUUUUGUCUUCUGAUAAGCAGAUGAGUGUUUUGGCAAAGAAGCUUCCCGACGAGGUUAAGGCCGAGCUUUUGAAGAAAUUAGAGGCUGCCACAACGAUCGAAGAGAUAGACAUGCUCGAAGAAGCAUUAAAACUGGGGGAUAUAUAA